Paramecium pentaurelia is the source of this 2091-nucleotide messenger RNA. The record is from the annotation of a GenBank genome assembly. NCBI's taxonomy places the organism in Eukaryota, Ciliophora, Oligohymenophorea, Peniculida, Parameciidae.
AUGGAAGAACCUAUGACUCGACCUGGCAAAAAAUUAUGGGCUAUAGCUCGUAAAAAAGUGAAGGUGAUAGCACGUAUAAAUGCUAUGAAAAGAAUUACUCUUUAAAAUUACUAUGGAGUGAGAGAUGAUAAUGAUUUUGUAGAGGCAACUUAAAUAAAUAAAUGGGUAAUAUACCCUGAUUCAAAAUUCAAAGGAUUUUGGGAUUUUAUUAUUAUCGUUCUUAUGCUUUAUACAUGCACAAUUUUACCUUUUCGAUUAGCCUUUUAAGAUUCUUCAAGUGAUACAUGGAAUACAAUAGAUGAAGUUUUCAAUUACGUUUUCAUAGCUGAUAUAGUUAUUAAUUUCUUUACUGCUUAUUAAGAUGCUGAUAAUGUUUUAGUUACAAGCAAUAAAUAUAUUGUAAUCAAUUACUUAAAGACUUGGUUUUUAUUGGAUGUAGCUUCAGUGUAUUAAAUUGAUAAUAAUUCAAAGGAUUCCAUUUGAUUAGAUAUUCCAACCAGCUCAAUAAACAGAAACAACUACACAAUAAGGAUAGAAAGGUUCAUAUACACAAUUACUAAGAUUAACAAGACUGCCUCGUUUAUAUAGACUAUUAAAGGUAGUAAAAUUAUUCAGAAUAGUGCGAUUCUAAUAAACAAAUAGAUCUUCUCUUUUUUCUAAGUUAAUAAAAUCUUGUAUAAAGUUGGAUGCAAGUAUAAAAAGAAUGAUAAAAAUAAUGGGUAUGUCAUUGUUGUUUUUGCAUUUGAGUAGUUGUUUUUAUUAUCUAAUAACAAAAAUUGAAACUGAUGAGGUGACAUGGGUGACAAAUUUAGGUUUAGAAGAUGCAGAUGAAGCAACUUUAUACAUAAGAUCAUUUCAUUGGGCAUUGCAAACAUUAACUACAGUUGGAUUUGGAGAUGUACCUCCAUAGACUGAUUGGGAGAAACUAUAUGCUAUAUUUUGGAUGGGUGUAGGAAGUGCAUUCUUUUCUUUUAUGAUUUCAAACUUGUAAGGAGCAGUAGGAGAUUCAGAAAAAUCAGCAAAGAAUAAGAUUAUGCGAUUAAAUGUUAUUCAGAAUAAAAUAAAGAUUCCAGAUUAUUGUAAUUAUUUAAUAUAUAUACCUUUUAAGUGUUUACAUUAAUAAAGAGACAACUUGAAUCUCAAUAAGUUGAGAAUUCUAGAUAAUAAAUAAUAUUACAAACUAAGCCACUGAUAAAAUAGUUGCCUACAUGUCUAAGAUCUUCUGUUUAAUUGUGUAUCUAUGCUCAUGUGAUAGAAAAAAUUAAAUUUUUAUAAGACAAGGAUAUCGAAUUGAUUAUGGAUGUAAUACCUAAGAUAUCUCCAUUGAAUUGGGCAUAAGGUGAUAUUCUAUUUUCAACUGAUGAUUAUGCUGAAGAAAUCUAUUUUGUUUCAAUAGGAGAGAUUACUACUAGAGCUGCUGAUGGUUCUACAAUAUCUGUGUAUAGAGAAGGUGAUACUCUGGGAUUACUAGAGGCCAUUUAUGAUGUGAGAAGGAUAGGAACUGCUAUCUGCAGUAAGAACACAUAACUCUUUAGUUUGGAUAGAACAACUUAUCUUUAAAUGUUGUAGGAUUAUCCAUAAUUACUGUCUGAAGUCAAAUAAUAGGUUGAUAAAAGAAUUAAAGAAGUAAAACCAUUUGUGGAAGAUGCUACUAUAUUAAAUAGAUCUAUUUAUGAAGUUAUGCAAGACUAUUAAAGGAAGAUUAAUAAAAUUAAGAAAAUUAUUGAGUAAUUGUAAAAGUCAGAAGAUAGUAAUGAUAUAAUUGACACUGAUAAAAAUCAAUUGCAAAUAUUUUUACAGACUAAUUCUCAAUUAGCAGAUAUAAUGAAUCUAUAAAGAGAAUCUAAUUCUAGGGAAACUGUUAUGUUUGAAAAUGCCAAAAGCAUGAAUAAUUUGAUUGAUUAACUAGCAGAUUUAUGGCAAAAAUAAUUGAUUGAAAAAAUUGAUUAAAUGCAUACCGAGACUACAUAUAUGAUUCAAGCAGUUUAAGAUAGAGUAGAAUAUUAUUAGAAAGCAACUAAGAAGUUUUCGAAUCUAAAAAAUGAUUUAAGUAAACAAAAGGAAAACAUAUAGAGUAUGACAAAGUUAUGA